Lemur catta (Ring-tailed lemur) is the source of this 842-nucleotide messenger RNA. RefSeq names its product heat shock protein nuclear import factor hikeshi (gene HIKESHI). The coding region runs from base 217 to 768 and encodes 183 amino acids. The transcript has 5 exons. The record is from RefSeq and is a predicted model, not a curated record. Gene Ontology annotation, cellular component: nucleus; cytosol. Gene Ontology annotation, biological process: protein import into nucleus. Lineage: Eukaryota; Metazoa; Chordata; Mammalia; Primates; Lemuridae. Gene Ontology annotation, molecular function: Hsp70 protein binding; nuclear import signal receptor activity.
AAGUACUCGUCGCCCGGGAGCGCGCUGGUUAGGAAGGGAAGGUCAGAGGUCGUAGGGCAGAAGGCGUUCCAGCUGCUGGCCCAGUCGCUAUGUAGCGAAGGGGUAGACGUUCUCCCGCAAGUUCUGGAAGGUUCUUAUGCUCGACUAGGGUAGUAGCCCCAGGACUCCUAGUUGCAGGCUUCAGGUUCCUGCCGGCUGAACGGAGCCGCCGCCGUCAUGUUUGGCUGCCUGGUGGCGGGGAGGCUGGUGCAAACAGCUGCACAGCAAGUGGCAGAGGAUAAGUUUGUUUUUGACUUGCCUGAUUAUGAAAAUAUCAACCAUGUUGUGGUUUUUAUGCUGGGAACAAUCCCAUUUCCUGAGGGAAUGGGAGGAUCUGUCUACUUUUCCUAUCCUGAUUCAAAUGGAAUGCCAGUAUGGCAACUCCUAGGAUUUGUCACCAAUGGGAAACCAAGUGCCAUCUUCAAAAUUUCAGGUCUUAAGUCUGGGGAAGGAAGCCAACAUCCUUUUGGAGCCAUGAAUAUUGUCCGAACUCCAUCUGUUGCUCAGAUUGGAAUUUCAGUGGAAUUAUUAGACAGCCUGGCUCAGCAGACUCCUGUAGGCAAUGCUGCUGUAUCCUCAGUUGACUCAUUCACUCAGUUUACACAAAAGAUGUUGGACAACUUCUACAAUUUUGCUUCAUCAUUUGCUGUGUCUCAGGCCCAGAUGACACCAAAUCCCUCUGAAAUGUUCAUUCCAGCCAAUGUGGUUCUGAAAUGGUAUGAGGUAUGAAAACUUUCAAAGACGACUAGCACAGAACCCUCUCUUUUGGAAAACAUAAUUUAAAUAAAAUAAUUUUUAAUGGA